Messenger RNA from Drosophila busckii, 674 nucleotides. It is a transcript of the gene Cypl, whose product is annotated as peptidyl-prolyl cis-trans isomerase-like 1. Gene Ontology annotation, cellular component: catalytic step 2 spliceosome. Gene Ontology annotation, biological process: protein folding; protein peptidyl-prolyl isomerization. Bases 141 to 662 code for a protein of 173 amino acids. The transcript is spliced from 3 exons. The record is from RefSeq and is a predicted model, not a curated record. NCBI's taxonomy places the organism in Eukaryota, Metazoa, Arthropoda, Insecta, Diptera, Drosophilidae. Gene Ontology annotation, molecular function: peptidyl-prolyl cis-trans isomerase activity.
CUUUAAACACAGCUGUUAAUAUUUACUUUAAGAUACCUGCAGUCUGUAACGAGUUCUUAAAGUAAACGCUUGCAAAAAAGUGCGCGUUUGUAAAUAAAUAAUUUGCUUUGCUUAAAUUUUUACAUUUAUACAUUAUUAUAAUGUUACCGAGUCCUGCAGGCAAUGGCGUACCAGACAAGGCGUGGCAGCCACCGUUUGUUACACUUGAAACAAGCAUGGGCGAAAUAACAGUGGAGCUCUAUUGGAAACAUGCACCAAACACAUGCUAUAACUUUGCGGAGCUGUCCCGGCGUGGUUACUACAACAAUGUUGUAUUUCAUCGCAUAAUUCGUGACUUUAUGAUACAGGGCGGUGAUCCCACGGGUACGGGACGUGGAGGUACUUCGGUUUAUGGAAGUGAAUUUGCCGAUGAGCUGCACAGUGAUUUGAAACAUACUGGCGCUGGCAUACUAUCUAUGGCCAAUUCUGGUCCAGAUACAAAUGGUUCACAAUUCUUUAUAACGCUGGCGCCCACACAGUGGCUGGACAAUAAGCACACCAUCUUUGGGCGUGUUUAUACUGGCAUGGAAGUGGUUAAACGCAUAGGCAUGGUGGAGACGGACAAAAAUGAUCGUCCUAUAGAUCCCCUGCGUAUUGUCAAAGCUAAAGUAGAGAAAGUUUAAUGAAUCUUUAAU